AUGCUCUUCAAUGCUCUCAUCCGCACCCAUCAUAUAACCUCCCGUAAGAAAAUAUCCGCAUUGAAGAAGGCUGCCGAUGCGUAUAAUUGCUACGUCCUUCUUCGAACAGGGAGUUCUCCUGGGGUAAUGUACGUUGAAAGUGGACGCGAAGAAGACGUGAAUGCCUGGGUCAAUACUGUGCAUAAAUUGAGAUACAAAGACUAUCAGUUGGUGGCAAAACCUGGUCCGCAGUCGGAUGAGGGAUAUGCAAAGAGUAGUGCUAUCUUGACCGAUCCUGGACUGCGAGAGGUUGACACUAUUAAGGAAUUCGGCGCGCUGAUGAAGGAUCGAGGCGUGUUGGAUUGGUGGAGGAGAGGGAUGGGAUAUACACAUCGGUAG
Talaromyces proteolyticus is the source of this 378-nucleotide messenger RNA. RefSeq lists its product as uncharacterized. The record is from RefSeq and is a predicted model, not a curated record. The transcript has a single exon. The coding region runs from base 1 to 378 and encodes 125 amino acids. NCBI's taxonomy places the organism in Eukaryota, Fungi, Ascomycota, Eurotiomycetes, Eurotiales, Trichocomaceae.